CCAGCAACCAGGAAAUCAAGGACAGAGUGCUCCCAGCUGCUCCCUCCUAUGUUUGUUCAUCUCUGCCCUCUCCAACAAAGCCAACAAAGGAAGCAAUGGCUACCAAGAGUGCUUCCUCAGAAAUCAUAGCAAGACAAAGAACGAAGUUGCUUAAUGUCCUCCAGCAAGACCCCGACUCUCUCUUGGACACGUUAGCCUCUCAGAGCCUAAUUUCUGAGGACGAGUACGAGAUGCUAGAGCAGAUUCCAGAUCCCCUGAAGAAAAGUCGGAAGCUGUUAAUUGUGAUCCGGAAGAGAGGAGAGGAGAGUUGUCAUUGUUUCCUCAGGUGUUUGUCUGACAUGUUCCCAGAGGCAGCUGCCACUUUGGACUUAAAGCAUGAAGUCGCACAGCAGGGGGCUGAAGCGGCUGUGGGAGUGAGCAGGGGUUCAGCAGACACCUUUUCCCUUGGGAGGAGAACUCUGGAGAAUGGAGAAAUUGCACUGCUCUCUGAAGAGAAAGAAUGUGUCCAUUGGAAAAGUAACAAUGGGGAAACUUCAGGAUCCUCCAGGGAGAAUCAGGAGGGGUGUGGCACACCACAAAUCAUGGCCUCGCAUUCAGUUGGAAGAGCUGAAUAUGACAUUCCAACGAGUAUCACUUACUUAAAUGAUGAGCAAAGAUACGAGGAGCCAGACGAUUCUCUGUACUUAGCAGAAGGGGAAUAUCAAGAGUCUGUUGGGUACCCGGAAGAUAUCGAGACCCUUGUGGAGGAAGGGGCCUCAGAUGACCUACAGUGCUUUGUAUAUGAUGGCGAAGAGGAAGAGGAGCAGGAGGAUGAAGAAACCAUGGGGUUUUCAGAUGAAGAAACCAUGAGAUUUUCUGAUGAAGAAGGUAGCUACGAGGCUCCAGAGAGCGGCAUUUCAUUGGAAGAAGAGGAGGAGGAGAACACUGAAGGAAGAAAAAGAGUGUUCCACCAUGUCCUGUCCUGUUUGAACAUGGACAGAAGCAGAAAGCUUCUCCCAGACUUUGUGAAGCAAUUUUCCAUAGACCGACCAAGUGAGUGGACACCUGAGACUCCGGGAGACUUAGCUUGGAAUUUCCUGGUGAAAGUGCAGGCUUUAGACUUGACAGCCAGAGACUUUAUUCUUAAGCCCAAGAUGGUGGAUGAAGAGAGCAACGAGGAGUUGCUGGCUGGGAUAGAGAAUUUAGAAAUUGGAGACAUACAAACCAUCAACCCCCUUGACGUCCUUUGUGCCUGCAUGCUUUGUUCAGACAGCUCUCUGCAGCGUGAAGUCCUGUCAAACAUGUACCAGUGCCAGUUCGCUCUUCCCCUGCUGCUGCCAGAUGCAGAAAGCAACAAAAGCAUCUUAAUGCUGGGGGCCAUGAGAGACUUACAGCAGCACCCAGCGCAGUCCUCAGAGGGCCCCCCCAGGGAAACAGAAGCAUUUCUGAGUCUCAGGAAGAUGCCUGUCAUCUCUUUUGUGCGGCUAGGACACUGUAGCUUCUCCAAGUCCAGAAUCCUUAACACAUUGCUCAGCUCCUCCCCACAGAAACCGCACAAAAUCUUUCUCCAUCAGGAUCCGUCCGUUCCUGUGCUUCCUCGGCAAAUUUCUGAUGGCCUGGUGGAGGUGACAUGGUGUUUUCCUGACAAGGAGCUAAGGGGAAAUCCUCAUAUUUUCCAAAAGCCUGUUGCUGUGACCAACCUUCGCGGAGAUCUUGAAAGCUUUUGGACUCAAUUUGGUUUCCUGGUGGAAGUUUCCUCAGCCGUGUUCUUCCUCACCGACUGCCUUGGUGAGAGGGAAUGGGACUUGCUCACGUGUUUAGGGGAAGAUGCUAUUGAAAGAUGCUACUUUGUCCUUGGUCCCCAGGCCAAGGAGAGUGAAGAGGCUCAGAUUUUCCAAAGGAUCCUGAGACUGAAGCCAUCCCAGUUACUGUUUUGGGAAGUGGAGGAAGCUGGGGAUAGAAGGAAGACGAUGGAGGCCCUUCAAGCUGCCCUCCAGGAAGUGAUGUCCUCUUCGCUUAGAUAUGUGUCCCUAGAAGAUAUGGCCUCUCUGGCCAGGGAGCUGGGCAUUCAGGUAGACCAAGACUUUGAAAUUCCUCAAGAUAUUCAACUUUCCCCCAGUACGACUGGAGGUGAGAGCCAGCAAACAUGUAGUCAGACAAAAAGCCCAUCUGAAAGCCGAGCUCAGGUGCCAGUCAGAGAGCCUGGAAUGCAAUGUGAGGACAGGCAGAAUGCUCAGAAUCUGCACCAGACUCCAGUGUUCGUGCCUCCACCAGUACACCCGUGGCCCCUGCCGACCACAUUUGGAAGUAACUUUUACCAUGGGCCGUUGAGAGCCCCUUGGGUUCUGAGCCCCCACUUUGGGUCACAGCAGAGGGCUAAGUGGUUCUAUCCUUUGCCCCAUCAGAAUACAAGGGUACGUGGCAGAGGGAAAAGCUUUGAUCCUCGGAACUUCCGACCCUGGAGAUUUUAUUCAGGGCAAGGAUUCAUGAAAAUUUCAGGAGCUUCUCGGGGGCAUCAUUCGAGUGGAACAUUUGGGAGGUCACAAAGACAAAUUCCUCAUGUGCGGAACCAUCCUGAGAGCCCACAGGUGGUCUCUCAUGUAGAUCACUCACAUUCUCUGGGCUGGCAAGCAAGAACAGUAGCAGGGAAGCUGCAGGCUGUGAAAGCCUGUGCCCAGGGGUUGCAGCUGAGUGAAGACACUAGAAACCCUGUGAGGACAACAUCGCAUAGUAAGUACCCUCACCCUCCGUCCUGUCAGCCAGCAGGAGCCAUUCAAGAACCAAAAAUACCUGUUCGUCAUCAAGGAUCUCAAAGGAUUAAACAGGGAAGGCCUUCAGAUUCAGCUUUCCAGCCAGGCUCUCAGUCCACAUCUGAGAGUAAACUUUCAUCUACUUGCCAGUUCAACUCCCAUCAACCCAAGUUCCAGGUCAAACACUUUGAGCCUAAGCCCAUUCAACCUCAGAAAAAAACCCCUCAUCCCCAGCUUUCCCAAGCUAAAGCCCCUCAUUCUCAGCCUUCCCAAACUAAACCCAGUCAUCCCCAUCCUUCCCAAGCUAAACCCAGUCAUCCCCAGCCUUCCCAAGCUAAACCCAGUCAUCCCCAGCCUUCCCAAGCUAAACCCAGUCAUCCCCAUCCUUCCCAAGCUAAACCCACUCAUCCCCAUCCUUCCCAAGCUAAACCCACUCAUCCCCAGCCUUCCCAAGCUAAACCCAGUCAUCCCCAGCCUUCCCAAGCUAAACCCACUCAUCCCCAGCCUUCCCAAGCUAAACCCACUCAUCCCCAUCCUUCCCAAGCUAAACCCAGUCAUCCCCAGCCUUCCCAAGCUAAACCCACUCAUCCCCAGCCCUCGCAAGCAAAACCCUCCCCAUCCACAUCUACUCAGUUCAAGCCACAUAGACCCCAAUCUAAGCCUUUUCAACCUAGAUCUACUCAGCAUACAUCAUCACAGACUAAACCUUCUCAGGCCAAGGCCCACUACCCACGGGCAGGAAAACGUUGAAGAACAUAUUCCAGAGACCCCGGAAGUAUGUUCUUUGCUUAGGCUAUUUUUCUCAUGUAACAGUCUGAAGAAAAGUUUCAGUGAAUGACUGAUAAAAUGAGCAAAAUCACAAUAAAAAUUAUGCAAAGUCUAAGUGCACAGCAAAGUAAAUCACAGUACUCUUUAGACAGAAGCAGUCAGAUCUCUGUGUGCCUGAGGCCAACCUGAUCUACAUCAUAACAUAGAAAGUUCUAGAUCAGCCAGAGUACAUGAGAUCUGGCAGAGUGGGAGGAGGGAAGAGCUGGGGAUGGACUUGAUCUUCGUAUACAUGUUUGAGAUUGUCAAAUAAAAAAUGCAAGGUGGAAAAAGAAUAGGACCUAAGGAUAUAUAAAUCAAUUGAAUCCAACCUUCCUUACCAAGCAAUGUGUGAUUUGACCCCAGGGGAUGGAGUCUUGGGCAUAGCCAUAUUUGUGAGGAAUGGAAUUACAGUAUAAUUGCAAAGUAAUAAAAAUAUGGAGCUAAAAUUGUCUGUGUUGAAGAAAAACUGCUUCUGAGGUGCCUUGGUUUUGGGUUUAUUAUCAGCCAUUGAGCCAAGACCCUGCACUGUUGGUUAGUUAAUAAGCUUGCUUGACUACUAGCCCCAAUUUUCAUACCUGAUAAGACUAUCUCACUUGGCUCUUACAUACAGGAAAACAAUGAAUGUUUAUCAAAACACAUCAUUUUAUAUAAACUUUGGAACUGAUUUUUAUAGAUUUCAUACUUUGUAUACAAUAGCAAAGAAAAUUUAGCUAAUUAGAGGUCCUGAUAUUAUGAGUUUAAUUAAUUGAAAUUGCUAUAGAGAUGAAUACUUUACAUUGGUAUGGGUCUUGGUCUACUGA
Molecule: messenger RNA, 4336 nt
Organism: Microtus ochrogaster (prairie vole)
Lineage: Eukaryota; Metazoa; Chordata; Mammalia; Rodentia; Cricetidae
Gene: Card6
Product: caspase recruitment domain family member 6
Exons: 4
Coding region: 96-3479 (1127 amino acids)
Biological process (GO): regulation of apoptotic process
Source: RefSeq, a predicted model, not a curated record